Messenger RNA from Pocillopora meandrina, 3207 nucleotides. Lineage: Eukaryota; Metazoa; Cnidaria; Anthozoa; Scleractinia; Pocilloporidae. The record is from the annotation of a GenBank genome assembly.
AUGACCACUAAAACAAGAACUUACGGCAGAGGAAUUCUGCGUUUUACCUCGCUACAACCAUGUAGACGACCUGGACAGACAGCUUUUGCAAACGCUGCUCUCAAAAAGGACGGGGCAGUAAAUAAUUCUCGCGUGCAAAAUGGCGGGGAAAUGCACGUGCAUAAGAACGGAGGUGGAGUAGGUACUUGUUUAGUCGAUCGAGCAGUGCAACGUUCAAUAUAAAAAUUUGGCAAGAUUUCCGUUUAACCUCAUGCUAUUCUUAAAGAGAGUUGUGGUCCCAAAGGUAAUCUAAUGUUUACCAUUGUUUUAUGUUAUCCAAGUAAUGUUGCAUAAUGAGUAUGGGGUCCGACGGAAAUCUUGCCCGAAAGUCUUCCCAGUGGUCACCAUAUUAUAACUUGUAGUCCAUCAUACAAUCUUGCACGUGUGUGAUGGAUCUUAAGAUAUCACGUUACCAAAUAUACCCUAGCUAAAACUGGGAAAUGUCUGAGGAUACACCUUGAGUGAUAUUAUCCAAUUUUUAAAGCUUACAAAUAUUAUGAAAAAAGUCUCCUUUUAAAAUUUAAUUCAGGAUUAGGAAGCGUUUUUCUGAUACUGCAGAAGAAGGAAUAAGCUUGUUUGUUCAUAAGAGUGUUGAAGAGAAUGCUGCAACCAUUUCUUUACCCCUCUUAAAAUAUUUUUUUAUAUAUAAUAAUAAACACAAUAGCCUCAAUAUUUAACAAGACUAUGGCCAUAUAUUUGUUCUUAGAAAUUAUCUGUUCCUCAUCUUGGAACAAAUAAUGUUUCAGACAAAUAUCCAUUUAUGUUUUUGCACCAUAUAGAGGCAAUUGUUUAUAUAAAAUUAAUUUUGUUCACAUUUGUACUUUUUAGAAACAUUCCCAACACCGCCAGCACAAAAAGGAGGUAAACCAGUAAGAUUAUUGGCAAAGUACAAGUAUACAGCAAAUCCAGCCAAACCUGGUGGAUUUGAUGAGUUAACAAUUACGCAAGGAGAGAAAUUAGUGUUUAGCAGACCACAUCCUUCAAAUCCAUUCUGGUGGGAGGCAAAGAAUGAAAAUGGAGAUAUAGGAUUUGUACCAGCAACUUAUAUGAUGGUAAGUGUCAGUUUAUGGACUCCAUAAAUGUGAAUAUUACUUGACUUUCCUAUUUCUAUGAUGAUGUAUUGUAUUGGUGACAUAAAUCUAUAAGAAAAAUUGUUCAGGGUACAAUUAUGUGUGUUGUUUUUGUUGUUGUUGUUGUUGUAGUGUUGUUACAUAUCAUUGGAAGGUGCAGGGACUGAUGUUUAGUUCUGUCAACUCUCGAGCAAAAAUAGUGGGUUUGAGGUUUGGUAAGGAUAAUUAACAGUGUCAUACUCCCAGGCAAGACACUUGCAUCUUAAUUUUAAAUGAGUGCACAGAAGUUUUAAGAUGCGCUGAUGGCCCUGUGCAUCAGUUUGUUGACUUGACUUUAAGAUUUUAAACCCUUCACACCUUACCAUCAGUAUGCAAGAUCUCCAUAUUGUUCUCUAUACAUUAUAAUACAGUGAUGUUCAUGGUGCUGAAAAGGAGAAUUUGUCUAACAAUCAAAAGUUUCUUGAGGUCAUCAUCAUUUCUGUUAUUAUUUCUGUGACCUUAAAGUUAGCUUCAAGGGUGAUACUGUUGGAGGAAAUUAGAUGCUUGUCACUCAGAGGGGUUAACUGAGGGGUUAACUGUUACUUUGAAACAAUCCUUGGAAGUGAUCAUUAAUUCUAGGGGUCUUCUCAAGGUUGCACUGGUAUUUUCAUUACAUUUUGAAAUAAUCAGGUUUUUUUUUUUAUUUUAGUGUUAAUUAUAAAGAUUUGUUUUGCUCAAGGUUCUUGAAGACAAAAUUACCUCUCUGCCAUGGCUUGAAGAUGCAAAAAAGAAAAAAACUGAGAUAGAUGAUAAACAGGCAGAGAGUAAUCCAGGUGCUAAGCCAGCUUUCAAGCCUUAUGUAUCAGGUGAGUUUCUCCAACAUUUGGAUUGACACAAGUGAGCUUGAAAAUGUGAAGCAGUAGAAGAGAUUCUAAAUACAAUAAGGCACCUGUCUGUAACUUUCCUUUUCAGCAAAAGUUUUGGCAAGAAAAUGAAUUUAGUUCCUAUCAAACAGCUACUGAUAUCCUGCACAGAGGGGUAAGGCUAGAAACUGGGGUUAUGCUCUUGCAGUUAUGGGCCUCUUGGCCUCUAAGUCUGGACCCUUUUCACCAUAACAUCAGUAUGCAUAUUCUCUAUACUGUUCUCUCUACUGUCCCUGAGGAGCUGACAAGGAGACUUUGUCUGACAAUCAAGAGCAUAGUUAGUUGGUGAUGAUUUCCUUCAUUCUUGUGACCUUAGUGUUUGACUUAAGAGUGAUACUGUAAGGGUCAACCCACCAUAGGGGAAAUUUAACUUAUCAUCAAGCGAGUUGAUAAUAUAAUUUGGCCACUGUGAAGAGUUUAAAAGCUGAUGUUUUGAGCAUCAGCUAUUUGUCAGAACAAUUUGACGAAGGGCUAAUGCUUGAAACAUCAGCUUUUAAACUCUUCACAGUGGCCAAUUUGCAUUAUCAACUCAGCUGAUAUUACUAAAUUACCUUGUUAUGCUCUCCUACCAAUGCAGCACCACAGUUUCUUUAGAAACUUACCCCCUUAAGUCAACCCACCAUAGAUUUUCAUAUCUCAGGUUUGAAGGCAGACUCCUUUUUUUUCUGCAGCAUAUGGAUCAAGAAAAAGCAGUUCAAGUAAAAGCAAUUCAAGUCAAGAAAACCAAUACUACUGUGAAAUAUGUGAUAAAAAGUUGAAUGGACCCAUUCCAUAUGAAGUUCAUCUGAAAAGCAAAGCACACAAAGAAGAACUGGAAGUGAGAGAGGAGUUUAACUAUUAAGUAAACAAAUACCUGUUAUUUGUUUUUUGAACCACUUGUUUCAGACAUCGAAAUAGCAAUUGAAAGGAAGUGUGCCCAUUUUGUAAUUAUUUACUCCUAGUUGUUUUGUUAAAUUAACACUUCUAUGCUCAAGAUCUCAUUAGUAAUUCUCCCUACUGUUCGCCUUAUCAUUCUUAUGAUGUUAGUUCUGAGAAUUUGGUACUGGAUCAGCCAGACAUCCCCUAUUUGAUAAUAUUCUUUGUUCUCAUUACAUGUCUCCUUGAUAUUGUAUUGAUAUUGUAAGGAGAAAUUCUGUCUUGGUCACUCAUGGGAGUUAAAGGGUUUAAACUUGCUGCAUGUAGUCUUUAUUAAGAAC